Molecule: messenger RNA, 1518 nt
Organism: Lecanosticta acicola
Lineage: Eukaryota; Fungi; Ascomycota; Dothideomycetes; Mycosphaerellales; Mycosphaerellaceae
Source: the annotation of a GenBank genome assembly
AUGCGCUACCGUUACCGGCAAACCGCAUUCUUGCUCUGGAGCUGGACUACACUCGUCACCUCAGAACUCACAGUCAUCAAACUACCAGCCGAUUUAAAAGAUGCCAGAGGGCCCAUCGAUUCAUCCUUCCCAGGAUUCGCCUUCGAACAGGCUUCUUUCUACGACUACGCCUUCGAACGUGGCAAGCCCAACACCUUCUCUCAGAACCUCAUCAAAUCCGUCUUGCACCGCACUGGCGGGACGCCUCUUCUCCGUGUAGGCGGUACUUCCGGGGACCAUGCGAUCUACAACAAGGACCAAGAGGACGCCGUAUCAUGUAGUUCGACGGUCUGCGGGCCCAUGAUGUCUCAAGAUCAACAGCUCAGCGUCGGCCCAUCCUACUUCGAUGCAUUCAAGAAUUUUCCUGGUGCGAAGUUCGAGUUCAUGGUGCCUUUUGAACGGCAAAACCUUGCCAACACCCUCGAGUGGACCGCAGCUGGACUGAAGGCUAUCGGUAAGAAAGCAUUGUAUGCUCUGGAAAUUGGAAACGAGCCGGAUUUUUACAACCCAUUCGUUCUGAAGGACUAUUUAGCCAAUUGGCAGAAGUUUCUGGAUGCUAUGUUGAAGCAACAUCCAAAUUUGCACAAGAAGCGAAUCUUCCAAGCGCUGGACAUUGCAUCCAGGGAGAAGCCACUCGCAACGGAGGAUGCCUUCGAUCAGGGGCUUCAACAGGACGAGAAACACAUCAAACAAGUGGCGUACCAUUACUACCAAGGCAUGGCUCCCGAGAGCUACGACGAGCUGAAGCAGUGGAUUCUUCAUACAAACACCACCGAGCGCCUCAGUGUUCAUGAGGAUAACAUCAAGUACCUCAAAGCCAAUCAGAAGCAUAUCGGAUAUGUCUUGAGCGAAGUGGCCGACAACCUCGGUGGAGGAAACGGUGUACUGGCCUAUCGCAACAGUCUCGCAACCGCCAUCUGGGCCAUCGAUUUCCAGCUCCACGCCAUGACCAUCGGCGUAGACAGAGUCAAUUUCCAACAAAUCUACAAACCCGGGUUCUGCAUGUGGGAGCCCACGGCUUCCGAGCAUUGGGGAGUCCCGAAACCUAUGGUACGUCCAAAUUACUACGCCCAACCUUUCGUCGCAGAUUUCAUCGGCAAAGGGGGCAAAACCACAGUCGUGUCGAUUCUGCAAGACUGCCCCCAUUUGGCCGCUUACGCUGCGUACACGAAAGGCAAGCUCGCCAGAAUCGCCCUUAUCAAUGUGAACCUCUGGAAAGAAGGGGAUGGGGAGCGCGGGCAAGCGGAUUUCGACUUGCAGGACUUGCCAAUCAAACGAGGCAAAGCGACUCUUUCCCAUCUCAAUUCGCCGCACGGAGCGCUCGCGGAGACGGAUCUCACCUGGAAAGGACUCGAAUGGACGUUUGACAGUGGUGGAAAGGAGAAGAAGGUCAAGGAUGAUUCAGAAAAGCUUGAUUUCGAGGAUUGUAGGUUGAGUGUUUCCGUGGACGACGCCAGUGCCGUGAUGAUUGAGUUCUGA